Messenger RNA from Rhizoctonia solani, 1617 nucleotides. RefSeq names its product carbohydrate esterase family 10 protein. The record is from RefSeq and is a predicted model, not a curated record. The transcript has 14 exons. Lineage: Eukaryota; Fungi; Basidiomycota; Agaricomycetes; Cantharellales; Ceratobasidiaceae. The coding region runs from base 1 to 1617 and encodes 538 amino acids.
AUGUACUUGCUACAACCGCUGAUCCUUUUUGUGACCUAUGUAUCCGCCGUCUCCGUUCCUAUCACUAUUCAGGGUGCCAAUGGAGUAUCCUAUCUUGGAGCUUUUGAUGAGACUCUCAAUCAAGAUAUUUUUCAGGGUGUUCCGUUUGGACAACCUCCGGUUGGCUCACUUCGAUUUAAGCCUCCGGUAGCUUGGGCUCCCAAAUCAGCACCCGUGACGCUGAAUGCUACUGCUCUAGGGCCUUCAUGCCAUCAAGGAACGAGCACCAUUUUGUUUGUAUCAGAGGAUUGUCUGACUAUUAAUAUUAGAAGAGUUCACAAUUCAACUAGUAGUAGCCGUCUACCUGUUAUGGUUUGGAUCUAUGGUGGAGGAUUCUACAAUGGAGAUGUGACGGAAUAUACUGGUCGUCUCCUCCUUCCAAAGGCUGCAUCGUUGGGAAACCCCGUCGUUUACGUCUCGUUCAAUUACAGGCUUGGAGUAUUUGGAUUUCCUCCUGGAAUAGCAUCGGCAAGUGCAGGGGCUCAGAAUCUGGGAUUGUAUGACCAACGACUUGCACUGGAGUGGGUUAACAAGAACAUAGCCUACUUUGGGGGUGAUCCAGCAAAGGUUACAAUCUUUGGUGAAUCGGCAGGCGCGAUUAGUGUCUCUUACCAAACUAUGUAUAAUGGUGGUAACAUUGGCGGCUUGUUUCACGGGGCUAUAAUACAAUCGGGCUCACCUUCCUCCCGUAAUACCCCCGCGCCGUCAAACGCUGCACGCGAGAUCGCAUAUGAGUUCAUCGUCAAUGCUACAGGCCAGUUGAGUCAGGCAAACCGUGAUGUGUUAAAGAUAUCCAGCGAGCUCCACUCACUUGACCAGGGACCGGUGGCUUUUGGUCCAACUGUAGUUCCGGGAGACUCAUUUCUCCCUGAAAAACCAGCGGAUAUCAUUCACGAUGGGAGAUUUGCUGACGUUCCGAUCAUUAAUGGCGUUCAGUUCGACGAAGGAACAGCAUUCUCUGGGAACACAUCCACUACUCAAGAUGUCAUUGAAUGGCUGACCUCGACCAGACCAGGCUUAACAUUUGGGAUCAGUGACGAUGCGGCAAUUCGACAGCUCUUAGCCUAUUAUCCGGAUGACCCGACUCUCGGAUCACCCUAUGGAAGCGGUAGUGAGCUAUUCGGACGUCCUCAGCAGUACAAACGUCUAUCAAGUAUAGUAGGGGAUCUUUUGUUUCAGUCAGCCCACAGGGACCAUCUUCGUACCGCAACAAAAUUCCGCGUGAAUUCUUGGUCAUAUACGUUUACCCAGUUCAUUCCAACAACUUUGCCGCCUUACUUCGCGGCGCAAUACGGCGUUCGCCAUGCUGGAGAAAUUUUAUUUGUUUUUCAGAAUCUGCCCAUUAAUGCACCUCCAGAAAUGACUCAGCUUGCCGAUACAGUCACUAAUUAUUGGACUUCUUUUGCUUAUAACCUAGAUCCUAAUCCCAUAGGAUCUCGUAAAGAGGUGUACUGGCCCAAGUAUGGUGCUAACGCCACCAGCUUAAGUCUCCAGGGCGGGAACGUCACUCUCAUGAAAGAUGAUUAUCGUCAGGCUCAAAUUGAAUUCAUUAUUGGUAACCCCAGCCUGUAUAACUAG